Linum trigynum is the source of this 3493-nucleotide messenger RNA. The record is from the annotation of a GenBank genome assembly. Lineage: Eukaryota; Viridiplantae; Streptophyta; Magnoliopsida; Malpighiales; Linaceae.
AUCCCACUUUCCUCCAAUCACACUUGGAAGCACCUUCUUCCUCUAAUAUUAUAAAUAAACAACCACAUCAAUCUCAAUUCCUCUUAACUUCUUCAGCACCUCCCUUCCCAAUCCAAUCCAUCAUCAACAUGGCCGGCGCGUGGGAGGUGAAGGACGGCGGCUACCGCCUCGUCGACAACCCGCCCAAGCCCAAGGGUCAGCGGCGGCAGGUGCUGGUGGACGAGCCGACCGGCGAGGAGGUGACGUCGUACACGGUUCUGGAGGAGAAGCUGGCGGCGCUCGGGUGGGAAAAGUACGGUGCCGACCACCCGCAAAUCCUCAGGUUCCGACAAGAAUCGACCGCCCUACUCAUCUAUCUGCCCAAGGACUUCGCCAAGUUCAAGCUCGAGCACAUGGACGACGUCGUCGCCAAGAACCGCGGCGCGUUCUUUGUACGCGACGGCUAGUUGGUUCGCCGCCCGGGAAAACGGAAUGGAUCGAGUUAUAUAUGCUGUGUGGCCAAAUAAUAAUGUGUGUACUGUUGAUGUAUCAUGAUCAAGUUAUGUUGUCAUGUAAAGCAAUAAUAGAUUGAUAAGAAAUGCGACGAUAAAAUCCAAUCUAUAUAACCUUCAAACAAACUGAAUGUGGGUGAUUUUCUAUGACCAGUAGUCUUACGUGCUAAAUCAAAGUCAAACUCAGAAUUAUGGUUUGCAGCUAGGGAUGGCAAUGGGGCGGGUUUGGAGCGGAUUUGCCUAAAUCAUCCUCAUAUCCUCCCCAUACCCAUGCGGGGAAGGUUUUGCAAACCCAUCCCCAUAUCCAUGGAUUUCGGGUACCCAUGGGUAAUACUCGCCCCGUACAUUCAGCAUUAUAAUACCGAAUAUUUUACAUGUAGAUUUUCAAUUAUAACAUUAAACACACCUACUAUAUCAUGAAGUCGACAAAGAGACAAUCAUUUUUAAUACGAUUCAAACCAUCUUAUCCUAAAGUAUCCAUUAAUCCAUAUCAUAGUAGAGUACAAUGUCAUCCAAAUCAUUAUUCUCUACUCUGAUACAUCUAUUAAGUAAUAAUUAACUAACAUAAUCUUCUUAACAAGGGGAAAAAGUGAAAGAGUGAAAGGAAAAUUGAGAAAGAAAUUAGAUUUUGAUUUGGGUGGCCAGUUAAUUGCAUUUCUACUAUAUAUUUUUCUUGAGUUAUACUCACUAUUAUUGAUAGGUUACAAAUUAAUUCACAUAUUUUUCAUAUAUGAAGAAAUAUUUCUGGCGGGGCGGGUAUGGGUAUGGGGCGGGGGAGACUAAAACCAUACAUGCCUCAUACCCAUCAAACUUUUUGCGGUUUUACCCAUACCCGCCCCAUACCCGGUCAAUAGAGGUGGCAAUUUCAAUCCAAUCCACCAAUCCAAUCCAUCAAUCCAUUAAAAAUAUCCACCUAAUCCAAUCCAUUUAAAUCCAAUCCAUUUAAUCCAAAUCCAAUUGGAUUGGUGGAUUCAUGGAUUGGAUCCAUGGAUCAUUGGCAAAUUACGGUUUAGUACCUAUAAUUUUUAUUUUUUACAUUUUGGUACCUAAAAUUUAAUUUUUUCUACGAAAAAUAUCAUUGGAAAAUUACGUUUUGGUACCUAAAAUUUUUCAUUAUGACAUUUUAGUACCUAAACUUUUUACAUUUUACAUAUUGGUCCUUGGUUGAAGAUGUCAUUUGGAUUCAUGGAUAAUCCACCAAUCCACUUGAUCCAAUCCAUGAAUCCACCAAUCCAUUAGAUCCAAUCCAUUUGAUCCAUGGAUCCACCAAUCCAAUCCAUCAACCCACCAAUCCAAUCCAUUUGCCACCUCUACCGGUCAAUGCGGGGAUUCCCCGUGUUGAUUGUGUCCGGGGCGGUCGGAUACCCGUGGGCAUGGGUUUGAUUGCCAUCCCUAUUUCUAGCCAGGCCUAAGUUCACGUCACCGCAACGAUGGAGGCAAUUCCCCCCCUCCCCCCAUCCAAAAUCCCCCCCACCCCCACCCAUUUUCCUUCCACUCCAAAUUUUCCUUCCUCCUAUUAUCUUUCCUACCUUAAGAAAUAGAGAUGGCAACAUCGAAAAAGCCAGAAGUCGUUGAAGGUUGAGACAACAAUCCAACAUCGAACUACAAAAAAAAUUUACAUGAGAGAAGAUUGUAAACUCAAACUUGCAAAUGAGAGAACUCUUGAGCGAUUUGCUAAGUAGUUCGAGCUUCUGAAUUUAAAUUUGAAGCACCUCGGAACAAUAGUUGUGCUGCUCGGUAGGGGAAUGACAUACAGUAGUGCCUACUAUAUCUCUUCAUAAAAGCCAAGACAGAGUGAUCUACUUUCAGUUCAUGUUGUUGUCUUGAGGUAGACAGUAUAAAAAAACCAGUCUACUAUAGAGUUGAGAGAUGGCUGGGAGAAGGAUUGUGGGUGCUGAUCAUUUCAACACUUGUUGUCUUUGUGGUUGGAUUAAGUCAUGAUUUGAGUAACACGAUUUGUGCAGUUCUCACUCUUGAUGCUCGUCUCUGUGUUUUUUUUCAUUCCUUUGUAUUAUUCUUUUCUAAAUCAAUAAAUGAUGUCACACUCAUAAAAAAAAGAGCGACUAAUGCCAACAAGCAGUAUAUAAAAGGUUCACCUUGGGCAGUAGUAAGAUUUGCUGAGUAGUUCGAGCUUCUGACUUUAAAUUUGAAGCACCACGGAACAAUAGUUGUGUUGCUCGGUAGGGGAAUGACAUACAGUAAGUGCCUACUAUAUCUCUUCAUAAAAGCCGAAACGGAGUGAUCUAAUUUCAAUUCAUGCUGUUGUCUUGAGGUAGACAAUAUAAAAAAAACCGUCUAUUAUAGAGUUGAGAGAUGGCUGGGAGAAGGAUUGUGGGCGCUGAUCAUUUCUACACUUGUUGUCUAUGUGGUUGGAUUAAGCCAUGAUUUGUGUGCUAAUGCCAACCUUCAGUAUAUAAAAGGUUCCCAUUGGACAGUAGUAAGAAUUACGAGAUGUAGCCACCAGCUGCAAGUGAAUUUAGAGGCCUCGACUUAUCGUUUUCAAUAUAAGUGGAAACAUAUCUUUUUCAAUUCCAACAACUUUUGGAGCCCCACCCAACAACUUCUUGGUGAGCAUCCAAUCGUUAUAUUGGAUCAGUAUGUCAUGCGUUUUGACCAACUUGUGACAAAAAAAUACAAUUAAAAAUCAUCCCAAACCCAAUUUCUUAAUUAGAAGGAGAUUGGAUUUAUUAAUGGUCAAGAAAUUCUAUCUUCUUAUCCGCGCUAUUAGCUUUUUUCACUCUCGAUAGAGUUUUUCAAAUCAUCCAUCAAAUCUGACACAAUAUCUUUUAACUACUCACGCAAAUCCUUCAUUUUGCUGAAAACUGUAUCCAUCUUUUCAUACACCCUCAAUAACUCUAAAACAAUAAUCUUCUUUGAUUCAUUUUCAACACAAUCAUUCAUCAGUCUAACCUCGUGAUCCCUCCAACGAGACACCAAAUAUUCAAUCCUCAUUUUUUGUUCUUGAAAUCAUUUCAAUCUCUCGAUAAAUUUUUUCAAAUCAU